Molecule: messenger RNA, 1143 nt
Organism: Cavenderia fasciculata
Lineage: Eukaryota; Evosea; Eumycetozoa; Acytosteliales; Cavenderiaceae
Exons: 3
Coding region: 1-1143 (380 amino acids)
Molecular function (GO): GTP binding; GTPase activity
Source: RefSeq, a predicted model, not a curated record
AUGACACGUCCUACAAAACCAUCAAUUGUAUUAGGAAAUUUCAGAAUAACAAUCACAGGAGAUCGUCAUGUUGGGAAACAUACUUUUAUUCAAUCUUUGUUUGGUGUGACAUCAGUUAGCAGAGUGCUUCUAGAUGAACCACCAAUCCUCCUUCCUAUUAUCAAUCAACUUGAUAACCAUAUCAAAUGGAACAAUACUAUAAAUAAUGUUGAUGUCAAGUUUAAACUUAAGGUAGUAGUUUUAAAAGAAGAGAGAUUCAAAUUACAUAGUCAAGUUUCAAUUUAUAGACAAGCAAGAAUAGUAUUUAUCUUGUUUGAUGUAACUGAUCAACAAUCUUUUGAAAAUCUAAAAGGUUGGCAUGGUGAGACACAAAGAUAUUGUUGGGAGAUGGUUGAAGUGGUGUUUAUUGGUACAAAAAGAGAUUUGGUUAAUCAAAGAAAGGUAACAAGAGAACAGGCAAAUGAUUUUGCACUUGGUCUUGGUUGUUCCUACUUUGAAGUUGGUCAAGACGAUGAUACUUGUAUCGAUAGAAUAUCAAAAUAUAUUCGAAACAUAAUAUUUAAACAAAUUACAACUAUACAUUUAGAUUUAAAUGUACAAGUUGCUCGAGGAAUAGGAAUUCGAAACAUUUCAUUUUGGUGUACCAAUCGAUAUUUCAAUGUUUUGAAAUACUAUAAAACAAAGUCACUACCAAUACAAAUAACCAAUAUUGCUAAACUAUCAUCGUUUCUUAGAAUGCCAGGCAACUUGGAGUUGCUACAAUAUAUUGUUGAAAAGAUUGAUCGUUUGUAUCAAAAUGAAAAAUGUCAAAUAGUGGAUGAAGUCAUUAUUGGAGGUGAUUUAUCAAAGGUUCAAUACCUUUAUAGUAAGGGAUUUUAUUGGACAUUUGAAGGAUUAUUGAUGGCCAUCGCAUUGGAUCACAUCGAAAUUGUCAAAUUCAUAGUUGAAAUGUCUGGAAAGAUCAUAGAGGGAAAUCGAAAAGAUUUGUCAAACAGACCACCCUUUCUCAACCAAGAUAAUCUAAAAAGAUGUAUUAAAAUGGCCAAAUCAUACAAUAGAAAGGAAAUUGGGAAUAUAAUGUCUUUAAAGAAACAAUAUUCUACAUUGAUUGGUAAACUAGCAAAUUUAUUUUCAACUUCAUAA